UGUGGUCCCUUUAACUGUACGGAUCAUAGGUCUGGAGCUUGUCAGCGCCAUAGAAGGAGUGGGAAGGGCGGAGCAGCUGUCUGAAUGAGUGCGUGGGGGUUAAUUUGUAUUGUGCGAGUGUCCCGAGUGCUAGCCCUCGCUUCCUCGUUGUGCAAACAGCCCCGCAAAUGGUUCCUUGUUUCCUGCUUUGGCUUUCCCUUUCUCACAUUGCAGUUGCAUCGCUGUCUGUUCUGCUUUCUUUUCUAUUCUUAGUUAGAGGGGAACUCUUAAUUAUCACAUGUUGCAGCAGUUGGAAAAGUUGCACGUCCUUCCAGGUUGACAUCAAAGCCAGCUAGAGUUGGACAGGUCUGGUUGCUUCUGUCACAAUAUCAGACAUACCCCAGAGAUUGAAGACACAGGUCCAGAUGGAGGAGAAUGACACAGAUCCAACGGAACAGGUGCCCUGCGCCAAUGAUUCUGGCCCAGAGGACCACACCCAGGACCAUGCACCCCUGAACUACGUGGGAAUUGAAGCAGUGUUAGACCAGAUGAGACGCAAGGCAAUGAAGACUGGCUUCGAGUUCAACAUUAUGGUUGUAGGUCAGAGUGGUCUUGGAAAGUCAACCCUUAUGAACACAUUGUUCAAGUCCAAAGUCAGUCGAAAGUCCUGCACCCCAGACUAUGAGGAAAAAAUCCAGAAGACUGUCCAUUUGCAGUCUGUCAGCCAUGUGAUUGAAGAGAAAGGGGUGAAGAUGAAGCUGACUGUGAUUGACACCCCAGGUUUUGGAGAUCAGAUUAACAAUGACAACUGCUGGGAGCCUAUAGUGAAGUACAUCAAUGAGCAGUAUGAGAAGUACCUGAGGGAAGAGCUUAGCAUCAACAGGAAGAGGAGAAUCCCAGACACCCGGGUCCACUGCUGCGUUUACUUCCUGCCGCCCACCGGCCACUGUUUACGACCCAUAGAUAUUGAGUUCAUGAAGCGGCUCGGCGAAAUUGUCAGCAUUGUCCCUGUCAUCGCCAAGGCCGACACAUUAACCAUCGAGGAACGACAGGAGUUCAGGAAGAAGAUCCAGCAUGACCUACAAGCCAACGAAAUCAGAGUAUAUCCACAGAAAGAGUACGAUGAAGAUGCAGAGGACAGGAUACUGAACGAUAAAAUUAGGGAAAAAAUCCCCUUUGCAGUAGUGGGAACAGACAGAGAACAUCAGGUGAAUGGAAAUAAAGUCCUGGGGAGGAAAACUAAAUGGGGCAUCGUAGAAGUUGAAAACGUAGCACACUGCGAGUUCACCAACUUCAGAGAUCUGCUGAUCAGAUCCCACCUGCAAGACUUAAAGGAUGUUACUCAUAACAUCCAUUACGAGACCUACAGAGUCAGGAAGCUUAACGAUAGCAAUGUGAACGGUCUGGGACUUUCGUGUUUGAGCAUCACCACGGGAGAAAUUGUCCUCUGACAGAGGAGUCAGCGAAUGAGCGGCAGCGCUACACUCACGCCUCUUCAUGGCCUCGUCUGUAGUGCUCUCAAGUUACAAAGAAAUAAAUAAGAUUUGUGGGUUUUUUUGGAAGGGGGGGGGCAGGGGCAUUAGUGCUGUGAUAUGUAUUUCUGUCUCCGGUUAAUCUGCAUGUUCCGUAGCCUUGGAAACGGAGCAGUGCCUAUGUUUACAAGAAGCACAGUGAUAUGUCAGCGAGAAAGGCCACACGUCCAAACCAAAGCAGCGGCCUCGUCCUAAGGCGCGGUCCCCAGAGGGUCACUCAGCAUGGGCCUUUGAAUCAUUAACGGUGUGUGACAUGUGACGCUUUCUGACUACGGAUAAAACAAGCAGUGCCAGUCAGCUCUUAAAUCUGGAAUCAUGCUAUUAUAGUGCAUCGCAUUCUGGCAUCUUCACUGUACUUUUUCUGUACUUCUUAAUAUCCCUUGCAAAAAUUCCGAUGGUUCUCUGUCGCUGGCCAGUUUUAGAUGGUGUGUGUUUAGCAGUGCCAAAAUCUUCGUAAGCUGUGAUCUCGUGUUUUAAUUUUUUACGCUUAUUCAAAAUUAAAAAGGAGUCUACAGGGAAAAGUAAGCUAUAGGAUGGUAACUGUUUGUUGAGAUUAGUCAUAUGCAUUAAAUGCUGGUCAACUCUGUUAUGCAAAAUAAUAAGGCCCCUUGAAGUUCUGGAACUUUUUAUUACUUUGUAAGAGGUUGACUAUAUCUUUUUCUAUAAAAAUGCUCACUAGUGACGUUUUGCAAGGAUAUUCAGAUACUAAUAAUAAUUGUUAAUAUUUUUAUCCUAAAUAUGACUACUUUUAAAUCUCUUUUGUACAGACAAUUUUUAUUUGCCUACUUGUCUCUGGUUUUUAAUUGUAUUAACAUCUCAAAUGUGAUAUAUAUGCCUUACCGUUAAAUAACAAUAUGCAUAUAAAACAAAGAAUGCUUGAUUAAA
This is a messenger RNA of Brienomyrus brachyistius, 2396 nucleotides long. RefSeq names its product neuronal-specific septin-3-like. NCBI's taxonomy places the organism in Eukaryota, Metazoa, Chordata, Actinopteri, Osteoglossiformes, Mormyridae. Gene Ontology annotation, biological process: cytoskeleton-dependent cytokinesis. Gene Ontology annotation, molecular function: molecular adaptor activity; GTP binding; GTPase activity. The transcript has 10 exons. Bases 405 to 1430 code for a protein of 341 amino acids. The record is from RefSeq and is a predicted model, not a curated record. Gene Ontology annotation, cellular component: septin ring; cell division site; septin complex.